AUGUCAUGGUAAAGUUGGGUGGUCCAACGCCAUGGUCUAGGAACAAAUUUAGCCCAAUUUUGUGUCAAAAUUUGUUUUGGCCCAACUUUACGAAUAUUACAAAGAAAGGUAUUGAUUUUUUUUUUUUAAAUAAUAAAUUCAUUCGUAAAGUUGAAAUUGAUAAUAUUAUCUCACAAAACCCUUUGGCCGUAUCAAUGUUUUACAAACCAAAAUUUUUCUUCCUAAAGUUGCAUAUUUUUUUUCUUUCGAAAAUUAUAUUUAGGCUUUUCUUCCUAUUCCGCCUCAUUCGCUUUUGCUGUUCACUAUUCAAAUUGUACAAAUUGAAUGAGAUCUGGAACUUUCUUCUUCCACGCUCACUUAUUAGAUUCUGAUUCUAAUUAUCAUAUUCUUUUGGCGGCAUAUAAUUUGUACUUUUCAUGGUGGAUUAGAAUCUCUGUAUAAUCCUUUUUCUUCCACUGUUAUGUGUCAGUUUAAAAAUAUUUGUAAUAGCGUUCAUUAUUCUCCUAUUUUAUCUAUAAAUACCAUUUGAAGUUGUUCAAUGUCGAAUGCGUUUGAGGCUCAAUCAAUCAGAAAUUCGUAUUUGGCUUUAUUGCGACGAAAUGGGUUCUUCGUUUGACAUGUUGUCCGAUGUUAUCCCUGGACGUGAUUCAUGGAAUUUCAGAGUUCGUGUUCUUCGAAUGUGGCCAGUUCAUUCGUUUAUGAGUCCUGGCGAGGUUAAUGGGUUGGAAAUGGUCCUUAUUGAUGAGAAGGGAGGAAAGAUUCAUGCCUCAAUAAGGAAACAAUUGCUCUAUUUAUUUGAUAAGAAAAUUAAUGAAGGAGAUGUUUAUAAACUCUCCCAUUUUGCUGUUGCUCCAAGUGUUGGUGGAUAUCGUCCGACUCUUCAUCCUUACAAGUUGGUAUUUCAGAUGAAGACAAAGGUUCAGAUUUGUGAUGGUCCUGAUAUUCCUUCUUUUGGUUUUAACUUUACUGAUCUUGAUGUAGUUUCAAGCUAUACUGCUGACUUUGGCUUCUUACUAGAUGUUAUGGGUGUAAUGACUGGUAUAUCAACUGAAAGGGAGUAUCUUCGUGAUGACAAACUGGUAAAAAUGAUUGUGCUCGAGCUAACUGAUCAGAGCGGUAAGUGUGAAUGCGCAUUGUUUGGUGACUAUGUUGAUGAGCUACAAAGGUUAAUUGGUAAUUCCUCGAAAGGCCUGCCCGUUGUUGUGAUUCAGUUUGCUAAGAUUAAAAUUUUUAGAGAGAAAGCUUCUUUACAGAAUGUCAUGAAAACUACUAGGAUAUUUGUUGAUCCUAAGACCGAAGAGGCCGAAGCUCUCAAAAAAGGACUGGCCAUUGGUGGACUUGCAACUUCAUCUUCUGUUUCUAUAAUUGGUCCUCGUCCUAGAACUUCUUUUGAGGAUGAUUUCCUGAAGUUAUAUCCCAAAAAAAGUAUUGGACAGCUUGAGUCUCUGAGUGAUGAAGGAACAUUUGUUGUCUGUGCUGUGAUAGAUGGGUUUGCUGAUGGAGAGAAAUGGUGGUACCCUUCCUGUAAGUGUCAUAGGAGUGUUGUAGCUGAUUCAGGUGCUUUUUAUUGCAAAGGAUGCGAUAAACAUGUUUAUGUUACCUCUCCAAGGUAUAAAGUUAAAGCUAAUGUAUUUGAUGGUGAAUCUUUUGCCGUCUUUGUUAUUUUCGACGGUGAUAUGCAGUAUCUCAUUCAGAAGCAAUGUUCUGCGUUGGUUGUAUCAGUCAGGGGUGAAAACGCUGGCCUCUACCCCUCUGAAUUUGAUGACUUGAAGGGCAUGAAACUUUUGUUCAAGAUUGAAAAAAAAGUUUCUCCAAGUGGUCGAUUUGAUGGGUCCUACCGUGUUAAGAGAGUGUGCAAAGAAGCUUCCAUUGUUGAAGCUUUUGAUUUACAAGAAAAUGAGUCAUCUCCUGUUGAGGAUAUUACUGAAUCUGGUUCUUCCCUUACCCGUGUUGCUGAAAAUGGAAUUGAAUUGUCUGGGAAGUCUGAGUCAUUGAAAUUUGCUGAAGAUGUUUUGGUCACACCUAAUUGUGCCGUUUUGGAUGAGUCUGUUGGGGAUUCCUCUGAUGUUGUUAUAGUUGCUGAUGAGAAUGACAGUGAUACCUAUGUUGGUAUGUCUGCUGCCAAGAAAAGAAGGUUAAAGAAGGUUAAUGUUAGAUCCUCUAAGCGAAACCUAACUGAUGAUUUUGAUGAAGCCAUUUCUUCAAAACCAAAUGUUGCUCUCAAGGUUCCCAAAAUUGAAAAAGAAUGAGCUGAUUACCUGUUGGAUGUGUUUGGGUGUUAACUUUGUAAGAUAUAAUUACAAGUAUUUGUCUAAAUAAAUCUAUAUCUGCAAGUUGCAUUAGCAUGUUAUGCAGUUAGUUUGGUUAUAUUGUCCAAGUUAUAUGUGACUUUAAGUUUAUUAUGAGUGGGAAAUAUCUUUAGGCUCAUUUAAAGAUAUUUUGUUGUGUUGUUUAUGAGGUAAAAGGAGAUGUCUUUAACCUCUUAAUUAGUAAGUAUUAGUGUUGUGAAAUAUAUCAUAUUUGUUUUUGUUUGGUGAUA
Molecule: messenger RNA, 2539 nt
Organism: Trifolium pratense (red clover)
Lineage: Eukaryota; Viridiplantae; Streptophyta; Magnoliopsida; Fabales; Fabaceae
Exons: 9
Coding region: 546-2249 (567 amino acids)
Biological process (GO): DNA replication; DNA repair; DNA recombination
Cellular component (GO): nucleus
Molecular function (GO): DNA binding
Source: RefSeq, a predicted model, not a curated record